Amphimedon queenslandica is the source of this 672-nucleotide messenger RNA. Its product is annotated as heat shock 70 kDa protein 12A-like. The transcript has a single exon. The record is from RefSeq and is a predicted model, not a curated record. Lineage: Eukaryota; Metazoa; Porifera; Demospongiae; Haplosclerida; Niphatidae. The coding region runs from base 1 to 672 and encodes 223 amino acids.
AUGAGAGCAGCAUUUGAUGAGCUAGCUGGCAAAAUCGAUACAGUUUAUCUAGUAGGAGGGUUUGGAGGGUGUAGGUUUGUUAGGCAAAAGAUAGAAGAAGGUAUUGCUCAGCAUCGUGGCAUUCUUUAUGAUAAUAUAGUGUGUCCUCAACAUUCAGAUCUUGCUGUUGUAUCAGGAGCAGUAAUGUGGAGGAAAGAUCCUAACAUAAUCCAAUCACUUGUUGCUGAUGCUACUUAUGGAAUUGGUAUUGUUACUUUCUUUAACCCAUCAAUACAUGACGAACAUUACAAGUUUAUCAAUGAAGAAGGUGUGCAAUGUUGUGGCAAUGUUUUUAACAUAUUUGUACUCAAAGGAGAACUAAUUCGACAAAAUGAAGUAUAUCAAACAACAUUAGUAGUUGAUUCUCAAAGCUACACACAAGCACACAUUCCUAUAUACUGUACAUUAGAUGAUGGAGUUCAGUAUGUAAGAGAUAAAGAAGGUAAACCAACAGUACAUGAAAUUGGUAAGCUAGUACUUGAUCUUCCUAAUCCUGAGAAUAUACCAAGAAAUGAGAGAAAAUACGACAUAUUUAUGGAUUUCAGUGGUACAGAGAUACAAGCAAGAGUUCAGUAUAGCAUCACUGGAGAAGAAGUAAAAACAGUUUGUGACUUUCUAUCAAACCAAGACUAA